Lodderomyces beijingensis is the source of this 4477-nucleotide messenger RNA. The record is from the annotation of a GenBank genome assembly. NCBI's taxonomy places the organism in Eukaryota, Fungi, Ascomycota, Pichiomycetes, Serinales, Debaryomycetaceae.
AUGACUGACGUUGUAGCACCAGAUGCUGCAGGAGGAGCAACCAAUGUAUGUCCAUGACUCCCAUCCUUGGUUCUCGAGUGUGUGUGUGUGUCUUUUUUUACUGACUUUUUUUGAUUUCUAGCCCAAUGAUCUACUCCUGCCUCCACCGCAAGUCAAAGUGGACCAGUCGGUGUCCGCGGGUGAAGCUUUGGAACCUGAAAAGGUUAAGGAGGCUGAAAAACUCAAGGAGGGGCAAGCCAAUGGCGGUGCCAACGGCACCUCACAGGAACAUCGCCGUACGCUCGAUCCAGCUCACCUGAAACACCAGACUAAUGAUGGCCGAUUGAGUUCCAAGAGCGGGCCUCCACAGCAGCAGCCACCGCCAACUCCGCAAUCCAAUGCCAAUGGCCCUCCGGCACAAUUGAAUGGCGCACCGAAUCAUCAGGCACCACCACCACCAGUGCAGAAUAACACCGCCCCGGUCCGCAAUAAUGUCGCUGCUCCAUCACACCCUUUUCCUCCUAAUCAAAAUCAUACCAAGGCUCCGGGCCCUAGCCCUGGCGCUGCUCCUGUUGCUGAUGGCAAUGGCUUUGCUCCUGCUGCUCACAGCAACAACGUUCAGCAACUACCGGUUCAAAAGAAUUUCACUCCACAAGAUGCGAAAUCUGCCCCACAAAAUAAUAAUGUCAACAAGAUUCCACCACCACAGGUGCAAAAUACCGUCCCGCAAGCAAACCACCAAAUACCUCCAGCAGCCCAGCAGCAAAGUCAGGUAGCACCACUUCAAAAUAACCACUUUCCAGCGCAAGCGCAAGCGCAACCUCCAAACAAUGGUUUCCAUAAGCAGAACGAGCUCUCGGCACAACCUUCAAAAAAAUCCUUGCCGGGCUCAGUUAGGUCCACGGGCAAGUUGCAACCCAAUGGCAUCGAGCCGAAACAGACAAAGUCUUCUCUGGAAACCAAAGUAGCUCAGGAGCCUCAAUCAAAGGAAGAAGAAACGGGUAAAGCUCGUGGUGAACACAAGCUGCUGCCAGGAUUGUUGAUCCCCAGUGAAGAUUUCGACUUGUCCAACGUCAAGACCAAGCCCCCACCAAGACCCUCGGUGGAGCCUACAUUUAGAGGCUGGAAGGAAGUUGGAGGCUACGAAGAAGAUGAUGCAUUGACGGCUGCCGACGAGACUGUCGAUUUAUUAUCCAAAGGCUCGAUUUUUGACCAAUACUUGCCCACCGUUAUGUAUGGAGACUGGUAUCACAACUCUGCUUAUUUGAUCCUCGGAGGCUUGCUCUCGUGGCUCGUGGGGUGGUUGAGAUUCUCAGUGGCUCCCUUGUUUUUCAUUAUGGUUGUGUUUGCCCUUUUAUACCGUGCCUCCGUCAAGAAAUACAGAGGCCUCUUGAGAGAACAGGCCCAGCGUGAAUUUUCAGUUAAGCGCAUCGAAGACGAUUACGAGACUAUGGACUGGUGCAACUAUUUUUUGGAGAAAUUCUGGUAUUUUUUGGAACCAUCCAUUUCACAAAUUGUGUGUGACCAAGCUAACCCAAUCUUGGCUGGGUUGCCGAUCCCAGCAUUUGUCACUUCGGCCUGGCUCGAUAGUUUCACCUUGGGUACAAAGCCGCCAAGAAUCGAUAAAGUCAAGACUUUGAUUGGCACUGCCGAUGACGUUGUGGUUAUGGACUGGGGUUUUUCAUUCACACCCAAUGCCAAUGUCGAUGCCAACAAUAAGCAAUUGAAAAACAACGUUAAUGAGUGCAUUGUUGUCAAAGUUUCAUUAUUUGGUAUCACCAUCCCCGUGGCCAUUGACGAUGUUGCGUUUAGCGGCAUUGCCAGAAUCAGAUUGAGAAUGAUGUCGUCAUUCCCACACAUCGAAACAGUCAAUGUCUCAAUGUUGGAGCCACCAAAGUUUGAUUUCAACACCAAGCUCUUGGGCGAGGCUUCUUGGUGGUGGGAAGUAUUGGCUAUCCCAGGUUUAUACCCCGUUAUAAACGAAUUGGUUAAAAAAUAUGUUGGUCCAAUUGUUUUCAACCCCAUGUCGUUCCAAUUGAAUGUCCAGCAAUUGUUGGCGGGUAACGCAUUGGACUCGGCCGUUGGUGUCUUGUGCAUUAAUGCCAACUCAGCUCGUGGCUUGAGGGGCUUCAAGACCAUUGGCAACACCUUGGAUCCAUACUUGACUUUUGGCUUUAGAGACAAGGUGUUGGCCAAGACCAAGACUAUUAGCAACACCAGUGCACCACAAUGGAAGGAAACGGUUUACAUUCCCGUUUCAUCAUUAUCGGAGCCAUUGAAUAUCACCGUUGUUGACUACAACGAUUUUAGAAAAGAUAGACAAGUUGGUGCUGUUCAGUUUGAUUUGGAAUCGUUUGUCGAGUCACCUGACCAGCCCAACUUGACUGCUGCCUUUUUGAGAAACAAUAAGCCAGUGGGAGAAUUGAGCUUUGGAAUGAAGUACAUGCCCGUGUUGAUGCCUGUUAAGCAAGCUGACGGUGCCACUCAGCCACCACCUGACUUGAACACCGGUGUUGCUCGUAUUGAAAUUGCCGAAGCAAGACACUUGAAAGGUGGCGAUAAGGGUGCCUCGACUAGUGCCGAGUUGGUGUUGGACAAUAAGUCGAUUCUCAAAACACCAGUUCAAAAGAAUACUAACACUCCUGGCUGGGGUGCUUCUACUGAAAGAAUUGUGUUUAACCGUGCCAAAGCCAAGGUCAAGGUUAUCAUUAAGGAUGCCAACGGUAAGACGCUUGGACAAAUUGUUCGUAGUUUGAACGAGUUGAUUGACUCGACUCAAGUUGAUCUGACUUGGUUCCCCUUGAGCAGCGGAGGAGAGGUUCGAAUCACCACCAAUUGGAAGUCUGUCGAGAUGGAAGGUGCAAGUGGUGCAGGUGGUUACACCCCUCCAAUUGGUGUUGUCAGGGUUGGCAUUGAACAUGCUGAAGAUUUGCGUAAUUUGGAAACGAUUGGUAAAGUAGACCCCUAUGCGAGAUUAUUGGUGAAUGGGUUUGAGCGAGUUCGAACUGCUGCGGUGGAGUCGUCAUUGAACCCCACUUGGAAUGAGAUUCACUAUGUCAGUGUCUCUUCGCCAAAUCAGAAAUUAACCAUAGAAGUGAUGGACGUCGAGUCCCACUCUGCUGAUAGGACAUUGGGCUCGUUUGACGUCAAGUUGAAUGAGUUUAUCCAAAAGGACGAGUUGGGAGAAUACAUUGAACAUGUGGACAAGAAGGAAAGAACUGGUAAAUUGAUUCACAAGAAAGGACCAAAAGGUUCGGUUACUUACACGAUAUCAUUUUAUCCAGCAUUGCCCGUGAUGACUGAACAAGACUACAAGGACGAAGCUGAGCAAAAGGAGAAACUCGCAAAUGACAAGAAGAAGUUGGAGCAGGACGAAAAAGAAGCAGCCAACCACAAGGUCAAGAAGAAUGAGGCGGGGCAAGAAAUCAAGAAGGAAAACGAGGACCAAGAAGAGGUUGACGAUGACGAGCUCGACGACGGUGAUGACUAUAGCCGGAAAUUGAGAUUGAGCAUUGACGAAUUGAUUGAGUACAAGAGUGGAAUAUUGGUGUUUGAAAUCAUCGAGGCCAACAUUAGCAAAACGGACACGUAUUUGCAAGUCUACUCGUCGAAUCAAGGAUACCCCGAUUUCAUGACCAGAAAGCUCAAGAAAAAAUCGAGUGUGAUUGAGAUUACGGGCGACUCCACCAUCACCCAAUUGGAAUGGGCAGAGACCUGUUUCAGGUUAGUGAAGGCGCAAGACGACAACAGAGUCGACAAGUGCGUUGCCGAAUGCACAAUCCCCACGUUGCAGUUGCUCAAGAAUGGAAGCAAAAACCCCAUGCCCGUGGAGUUGGGUCUGGGAAACACGUUCAAGAUUUUAUUCUCGUGGAUCCCCUUGAUUUACAAAUCGGGUAUCCCACCACAGGACUCGAUUGACAACUCCGGUAUCCUCAACGUCGAAGUGCUCAGCGCCAAAGGCUUGCCAUCGUCGGACAGAAACGGCAAAUCCGACCCUUACAUGAAGGUGUUUCUCAACAGCGAAAAAGACCCAUUCACAAAGACCAAAGUCGUUAAAAAGACGCUUGACCCUACAUGGAACCACAAGGAUACCGUUGAAGUUGCCAACAAGUAUGACUCGGUGUUGCGAUUCGAGAGUUGGGACUGGGACAUGGCCAACCCCGACGACUUCUUGGGUGAAGGCUUUGUCGAGCUCAGUGCGUACGACAUGAAGGAGGGCGCUGUGGAAAUCGAGAUUCCGCUACAAGGCGAGCAGGGCGAGCCCGCGGGAACCGCAUACGCGAAAUUAUCAUUCAGACCAGAGUUUGUGCUAAGCGUCAAACCAAAGGGUUCGUCGACUAUUGGAGGCGUGAGCACUGUCGGUAAAGGUGUCGGUAAAGGUGUCGGAACCGUUGGCAAAGGUGUCGGUAAGGGACUCGGCGGCGUCGGAAAGGGCGUCGGUAAGGGACUCGGAGGUGGGAUCAAGGGAAUCAAGAAGGGAUUACAUAUAGGAUCAUAG